Aegilops tauschii subsp. strangulata is the source of this 973-nucleotide messenger RNA. RefSeq lists its product as uncharacterized. NCBI's taxonomy places the organism in Eukaryota, Viridiplantae, Streptophyta, Magnoliopsida, Poales, Poaceae. The record is from RefSeq and is a predicted model, not a curated record.
ACGUGACCACCGCGACCCGACCCAACGGCCACCGAGGUCGCUCUUCUCACAGCCGCCGCGCACGCUAUAUUAUGGCCGGAGCAGCGCGCGCGCCUACGAGCACUGCACGGUUCCCCUUCCUCCCUCUCACAGGACUCAACCACCAAGCCACCGCCCGCGAUACUCGCCGUCGUCGGGCCUCUGCUCUCCGUCUCCCCGCCGCGGCCUCCCACGGGAGCCUGUGAUCUGUAGUGCACUCACUGUGCCAUGUCGUCGUCAUCGUCGUCCUCGGCGGCGGCGGGCUCCGCGCUGGGCGGCUCCCACGCCGGCCUCGCCCUCGCCGCCACCGCCAUGGCGCUCUCCGGCACCCUCGUCCUCUUCUCGCUCUGCCGCGCCAAGCAGACGGACCACCACCUCGUCUCCUCCGACGCUUCCGCCGUCACGUCGCCGUCUCCCGCCAGGCUCCGGCCCUGCCUCUCCUCCUCCGAGAAGCGGAAGCGGGAGAAGGCGCGGCGCGGGAGCAUGAAGCGGGUGCGCUUCGCCGCCGACGUCGUCGAACACGGCCCAGCCCGCCCGGCGCCGGAGGAGGAGGAGGCGGCGGCGGCGCCCGAGCCGUCCUGCAGGGGCGCCGCGAUGCCGGCGAACCGGGAGGCGCUGUACCGCGGCAUGCUCCGCGGCCGCUCCAUGCUAAGGACCGCCUGCUCCUACUGAGCUACCGGCGUCAAUUAACCCCGCCGUUUAGUCCGUCCGAAGCUGCCACUGCCUUUCGCGUGUCUUGUUCAUUAGCGUCGGUCGCUGAUUGGGAGAUUUUUGUAAUUAGUGAGCAUCCCGUACGCUAGGCGCGAGCGAUCUGUGUGGUGCGUGUCGUUAAAUGUUCUACCCGUUGUCGUACGAGUGCGUACUGUUUCUACCUGGGUAAGUAGCCAAAUUGGUCCAAGAACAAGGGGUCCUUGCAUUGUUCUACCUGAUCUAAUGAUUAGUGAAAGUUGCCUUU